Messenger RNA from Pseudo-nitzschia multistriata, 2179 nucleotides. The record is from the annotation of a GenBank genome assembly. Lineage: Eukaryota; Bacillariophyta; Bacillariophyceae; Bacillariales; Bacillariaceae.
GACCAAAAAAUAAAUCAAAUCAAUCCAAAAUAGCAGAAUCGUCAUGGGGUGCUGCGAGUCGGUAGAGGUCGAUAAAAAUGGCAACCAACGCCGCAACUCGGCGUCCUCGAUGUUUCAGUCGUCUGCCUUUUCCAAAGGUAGAAAGCGUGGGGAAGAAACCGCUCUCCGAAAGGUGGACUGCAUCGACGAGUCGAGGGAAAUCAUCUGCGGUGGGUUGCGACUGAAGUACGCCUACUUCAGCCAGAGGGGAUACUAUCCGGACUCUCCCAACAAGGCCAACCAGGACGCCUACAGUGUAACGGAGCGGGUCGGAUCGCCCGAUUCGAACGACGCAUUUUUUGCGGUCUACGACGGACAUGGUAUGAACGGAGACCAAUGCGCACAGUACGCCAGGGAUAAGCUGCCGCUUUACCUCGAGAAGUACAUGAACAAGGCAAAGGCAAGGGAAGCAAAGAAGCCGGAAACCAAGAUGUCCGUCAAACAAUCCUCGAGGAACAUACAGAACGACUUCAAUCCCCUCGCCCACAUCGAGCUGUCGAAGGAGCAGAUGCAGAAAGCGUGCACCCGUGCCCACGUGGACUGCAACAACGCCAUGCACCAGGACAUCGACGACAGCCUGUCGGGAACAACCGCGAUCUCGGCCUACAUUCACGGCCGUCGGAACCGCGUCACGGUUUGCAAUGUGGGUGACAGCCGGGCGGUCCUCGGAAAGGCGACCCAGUCGACCGGCUACGAGUACGGCCGGGGGCAGGCGCUCAAGGCCUAUCCCCUCUCCCGUGACCAGACGCCUUACCGCAAGGACGAGCGCAUACGCAUUCGGAAAACGGGUGCCCGGAUUCUCUCCCUCGACCAGCUGGAAGGAUUGGAGCCGAUCUACAACCGGGACGACGAUCCCGACAACGAUGAGGGCGAUAUAGAACUCGGCGAGGAGCUAGACGAGGGUGGCGAUCCGCCCCGCGUGUGGAGUCCCGACGGGGACUACCCCGGGACAGCCUUCACCAGAUCUCUGGGGGAUGCCAUGGCCGAGGAACUCGGAGUUUUUGCCGAACCCGAGAUGCUGACGAGGGAGAUCAAACCUGAGGACCGGGUCAUCGUCAUUGCGAGCGAUGGGAUUUUCGAGUUUUUGACCAACCAGAGCGUCAUCGACAUUUGCGCAAAGUUCACGGAUCCCCUCAAGGCCUGUCGCGCUGUGGUGGCCGAGAGCUACGAGCUCUGGCUUCAAUACGAACUCCGAACGGACGAUAUUACCAUCAUUUGCAUAUUCGUCGAGGCACUCACGGAGCCAUCCGUCAUGGAGACGGAAUACGUCGCAACGCAUUCAACCCGCAACGAUUCCCAUAGUGGCGAAGUUACCCUGGCAUCGGGGGCCGCACGUCCUGUGAGAAACCGGAUGACCAAGGAAAAGGCCCAGGAAAUCGAAAAACUCAAGAAGAAUUUUGUGGUCGACGAAGCGGACCUCGCGGAGCUCAACAAGGAAGUCGAUCUCGACGCGCUCUACACCCACAAAAGCGCAUCGGAGAAAGCAAGAAUCGCGGACGCCAUCAAGACCUCGGUCAUGUUCCGGAACGUUACCGAUGAUCAGCGCGAAUUGAUCUACGGUGUCAUGGAGCCGAUCCGAGUCAAGAAGGGUGAUUGGGUGAUCAAGCAGGGUUCGGUCGGAGACCGCUUCUACAUCAUCGACGAGGGAUCUUUUGAGGUCCGAAUCCGGGGAGAAGGCGAGGAGGACGAUGGCUCCGGUGGCGUUCUCACCCACAUCUACGAGGGAUCCGCUUCGAAGCACCUGCACCCCUGCUUCGGCGAGCUGGCCCUCAUGUAUUCGGCCCCCCGGUCCGCCUCGAUCAUCGCCCGCACGGACGGCAUCCUGUGGGCCCUGCACCGGUCCGCCUUUCGACAGAUCCUGGCCCAGUCGCAGGGGACGCGGAAGGAACUCAUGAAGACCCUUUCCAAGAUCCCCAUGUUCGGGAAACUCUCCAAGGAACAAAUCACCAAGCUGGCGGUCUCCUUUGACGAGAUCGCCUUUGGCCGGGGCGAGAACAUCGUCCAGCAGGGCCACGUCGGGGACUCCAUGUUUGUCAUCACCUCUGGAACCUGUGGUAAGCAGCAAAAUCGAAAAUAGAUUCUGGAUCGUUUUGUUUGAAACCUGUUGUCUCUGUUUCUUACAAGACUACCAUGCAUUGCA